AGAAUGUUCAGAUGUUCUGUAUAAGAAGACAACACAUUUAUUCAUAUCAGAGACACUGGCUUCUUGAGCAUUCUGAGCCGCUUAAUGACCACGACUGAACUUUUCAUGUCAUUCAAUAUAAUAAACAAAUGGGGAAUUUGACUUUCCAUCAAGGUUUGUGGAAAUUAAAUUAUGCUCUGUGCGCCCUACUGUUGUUUGCCUGCAUAAGACAUUCUGUAAAUGGGCAAAGCAGAAAGAAGAAUGCAAAUAAUGGUGUAAGGGGCCUUUCAGCUGAAGAUCAAGAGUGCUUUCUCGAUGUCAUGUUUAUUGUCGAUGGGUCAGAGAGUACAAAAGGACAUCUUUUUAAACAGCAAAAAGAUUUUGUUCUGAAUUUCACUGAUCAGAUUUCCCAUCUAAAACUUGCCAAGCCAUGGAAAACCAAGACAAAGAUGGCAAUCAUACAGUUUAGCAGCUCGGUCAGAAUUGAACAAUCAUUCAAUGAAUGGACAGGUGUGGAGAAUUUUAAGAGAAUUGUCAACUCUAUGACCUACAUUGGACAAGGCACUUAUACUUACUACGCUAUAAUGAAUGCAACUAAUAUAUUUAAAGCUCAUAAAAGUGCAGGCAAUGUAAAAGUGGCCAUACUAAUGACAGAUGGCAUCGACCAUCCAAAAAGUCCUGAUGCAAGACAGGCUUCGGAUUUUGCCAGAGCUGCUGGAAUAAACUUCAUCUCCAUUGGCCUUUCUACUCAAAAGGCAAAUAAAACAAUUCUUUUCAAGAUAUCUGGGCAAUCACUCAGCGAACCAGUUCUCAUUCUGGGUGAUCCAAAUCUGUUGCAGGAAAUACUAGAAAAACUGGCCAGCAUUGCAAACACCCAGUGUGACAAAGGCACAUGCAUUUGUGAGAAGGGAGAAGCGGGACCUGCUGGGCCUCAGGGCAACAGUGGAGAGAGAGGUGAAAAAGGAGACAGAGGCGCAAAAGGAGAACCAGGAGAGUCUGCUAAGGGAGAUCCAGGAAUGAAAGGAGAAGAGGGCCCACCUGGGACUGAGGGGCCAAAGGGUGACAGAGGAGAAUGCGGGAAACCUGGGGUAAAAGGUGACAGGGGGCCAGGAGGUCCGCCUGGACAGAUAGGUCCUAGAGGAUAUCAGGGUAUCUCAGGGCCACCAGGGCAGACUGGUCCGAGAGGAAAUCAAGGAGACAAGGGUGAACCUGGCCCUGAAGGUCCCAGGGGUCCCGAUGGAAUCCCUGGAGUUGGGCAUCAAGGAGCAAAGGGUGAGAAGGGAGAAGAAGGACGUAUAGGACCACCGGGACCUCCAGGCAUUGGGGAACCUGGUUCUCCUGGAAGUCCUGGCUCAGAAGGAAUGCCAGGGGAGAGAGGUCAGCCUGGAGAGGGUGUUGCUGGACAGAAGGGAGAAAAGGGAUCAGAAGGUCCCCAAGGACGUAGUGGCUUACCGGGAUUGUCCAUUAAAGGUGAUAAGGGAGACAUUGGGCCUCCAGGAACACCUGGUCAACUAGGACUUCCAGGCUCAGGCUCUCCAGGACCUCAGGGCUUACAAGGAAUAAGAGGGUUACCUGGUCCAAGGGGUCCUCAAGGUCUCUCGAUACCUGGUAUAAAGGGUGAAACAGGUGAGAAAGGAACCCCGGGCCCUGCAGGCCUGACCACACCUGGUUUUCCUGGACUUAAAGGGAAUCCAGGGCUUCCUGGACCUAAAGGAGACUCGGGAGAAAAAGGAAAUGAGGGGAAGGAGGGAAAAAAGGGCGAACAAGGGAUUUCUGGACCACAAGGGCCAGAGGGUCGACCUGGAAUUGGACUUGAGGGUCAGAAGGGUGAUCAAGGGGAGAAGGGAUCUGUUGGUUUAAUAGGUACAAGAGGAAUUCCUGGGCCUCCAGGUCCAAAGGGAGAACCAGGAAUAAAUGGAUUAAUAGGUCUACCUGGACCCUCUGUGGUUGGACCUCCUGGACUAAAGGGAGACAUAGGACCGCAAGGACCAGAGGGACCAGUAGGAGAUCCGGGCCAAUCAGUCAAAGGAGAAAAGGGUGAUGUUGGCUAUGUAGGACCACCAGGUAUAACUGGGCCCAAAGGAGAAGGCAGUCCAGGAAUCCCAGGUCCUCGUGGUAUUCCUGGUGCACAGGGAUUACCUGGUGAAAAAGGUACCGGAGACCCUGGGCAAAAGGGUGAGCCAGGAAUAAGAGGUCCUCAAGGACUUCCUGGACCAAGAGGAAUCGGAUCACCUGGAAGUAAGGGCACAAUGGGACAGAAAGGAAUACAAGGAACCCCAGGGCCAACUGGAUAUGGUGUUCCAGGACCAAAGGGAGAAUCUGGAUAUAAAGGAUCAAUAGGACCUAAAGGAUCAAUAGGACAUGGCGUUCCUGGCUCUAAGGGAAAUGAAGGUAUCAUGGGGGAGUCUGGAAUGAAAGGUACCAAAGGUGAAAUAGGUAACCCUGGCAGUGUUGGAAGAAUGGGACCUAAAGGGGAAAAGGGUGAACUUGGACUCACAAGAGAAGACAUAAUAAGGCUGAUAAUUGAAAUUUGUGGUUGUGGAAAAGAUUGCAAAGAUGUCCCGCUGGACCUCGUCUUUAUUAUUGACAGCUCUGAAAGCGUGGGACCAGAAAACUUUGAUAUCAUUAAACAAUUUGUGAACAGGGUCAUCGAUAAAAUAUCAACAGAUCAAUCAGCUUCUAAAGUAGGAAUAAUAAACUUCAGCCACAAAGUAGAGGUUGUUGCACACAUAGGUCAACUGUCCAACAAAGAGAACCUAAGGGAAGCCAUCAAUCGCAUGAAUUACUUGGGAGAAGGCACAUACACUGCGACCGCCAUCAAAAAAUCAACAGAAUUGUUUCAGCAGUCCAGAGGAGAUGUGAAAAAAAUCGCCAUUGUUAUCACAGAUGGGCAGGCUGAUGUCCGCGAUAAUUUAUCACUGGACCUUGUUGUGAGGGAAGCCCAUUCUGUAAAUGUUGAAAUGUAUGUAAUUGGGGUGGUCGAUACACAUGACCCUAACUAUAAUCUCUUCCGAAAUGAAAUGAACUUGAUCGCUUCUGACCCAGAUGAGGAGCAUGUGUUCCAGAUUGCUGACUUUUCAACCCUUUCAGAACUUGAAAACAAAUUAUUCCGAAAAAUUUGCACAAAAGAUAGUUACCCGUGGCUUGAAACCUUGUCAAGAAUAGAAAGUGCUGCAACCGUUCCUUCUGUUGUGGUUACAGAACCUUAUCAGACUGACAGAGAGCAAGAAGUUAUUCAUUACCCACAGAGUACACAGCCACCUGCACAAGAUCAAAAAGUAACAGUGUCCAUAAAGGAUAUUGCAGAACCCAGACCUACCCAGAAGCCAGGAGCUUUAGAAGUGGUGAAACCUGCCGGUGCACCUAGCACCCAAACAGUUGUGCAAGACAUCAGACAGGAGCAAGAUGCAAGGUGCCUAGAGGAUAUGACGCCGGGAACUUGCCGCGACUAUGUUGUCAAGUGGUAUUAUGACAAGAUUGCAGACUCCUGUGCCCGCUUCUGGUACGGUGGCUGUGAAGGAAACAGGAAUCGCUUUGACACAGAAAAGGACUGCCAGACUAUUUGUAUGACACUAUAAACUGUCUCUGUGUGUAACUGUUUAUACCUCAUAUAGAACACCUUUUUAAGAUACUGUAUGUACUGUAUAAGCUAAUUUAUGAAGGGAACCCCCCCCCCAAGACUUAAAGGAGAAGGAAAGUCAAA
This is a messenger RNA of Xenopus tropicalis (tropical clawed frog), 3682 nucleotides long. RefSeq names its product collagen, type XXVIII, alpha 1 (gene col28a1). Gene Ontology annotation, cellular component: collagen type XXVIII trimer; basement membrane. Gene Ontology annotation, molecular function: endopeptidase inhibitor activity; serine-type endopeptidase inhibitor activity. Bases 129 to 3557 code for a protein of 1142 amino acids. The record is from RefSeq and is a predicted model, not a curated record. Lineage: Eukaryota; Metazoa; Chordata; Amphibia; Anura; Pipidae. The transcript is spliced from 35 exons.